This is a messenger RNA of Lingula anatina, 2848 nucleotides long. Its product is annotated as pleckstrin homology domain-containing family F member 2-like. Lineage: Eukaryota; Metazoa; Brachiopoda; Lingulata; Lingulida; Lingulidae. Gene Ontology annotation, biological process: endosome organization; endosome to lysosome transport. Gene Ontology annotation, molecular function: phosphatidylinositol binding; metal ion binding. Gene Ontology annotation, cellular component: early endosome. The record is from RefSeq and is a predicted model, not a curated record.
AGCACUAAAAGAUAUUAGGAUUGGGCCGUUUUAUAUUUGGUACUGGUGAAUAGCUGUUUUUAGCCAAAAAAGCAUCUAUUCUGUCUGCUUUUACCCACAAUUUUGAUGAUAAACGUUGAAGGAUUUGAAGCGAGUGUCAAUGUUUUGUAGGAGUGAUUUUGUCACGUGAUCACUCAGACAGGCCAAGAUGGUGGACCGACUAGUGAACAGCGAUGCAAAUAACAAGCGUAUUGCAUUUGUGGAACAAUGCUUUGGGUCUUCAGGACAGCCUUUGACUGUCCCAGGACGGGUUCUGGUAGGAGAAGGGGUGUUGACUAAGAUGUGCAGGAAGAGGCCAAAGCCGAGGCAGUUCUUUCUCUUUAAUGAUAUAUUGGUGUAUGGAAAUAUUGUUAUAAAUAAGAAAAAGUACAAUAAACAACAUAUUCUACCACUAGAAGAUGUCAAAUUGCAGUCAGUUGAAGAUGAGGGAAGUUUACGAAAUGGAUGGCAGAUUAUUAGCCCUAGCAAGUCCUUUACUGUCUAUGCAGCCACUGCUACAGAGAAAGCUGAGUGGAUGGCACAUAUAAACAAAUGUGUACAAGACCUCCUAGCCAAGAGAGGAAAGAAGCACCAGGCAGUGGAUGACAGUCCAGUUUGGAUACCAGAUUCCGAGGCCAGUAAGUGCAUGCAGUGCAACAGAGUGGAGUUCUCUAUUCUAAAUCGAAGGCACCACUGCAGAAAGUGUGGCCGUGUGGUGUGUAACCCCUGCUCCAGCAAGAAAUGGCUGCUUCCGCAGCAGUCUUCCAAACCUUUGAGAGUAUGCUUGAACUGUUAUGAUCAGUUAGCUGCCAGUGGAUCAAGACCCGAUGACAGACUAGUUACCAAUGCUGGCAGUCAGGAGUCGUCAGGGGAAGAUUCCUCAGAUGAUGAUGAUGAUGAAGAAGAUACACCCACUGUCAGGGAUAAUGAGCCGUCAUUCUACCAAUGAGGGGUAAAAACUGCAGAGGAUGCAGCUUCUGAGUAAUGUACACUUCUCCAUUUUUAUGAAGAAGAGCAGUCAAACUUGAGUUGUGAUUACUGUAUGCUUCACUUGUACGUGGUUCAACACUCAAAGGGAGGAUCGUUUGUUUAUUAUUCCAGAAAAUGGCUGGAUGGAAAAGGCAGACAAACAAAGAAACAAAUAGAAAUACGUUUUUCAAAAUAGGAUUUAUAAUGCAGUGUUUAGAGUUUAUUUACCCAAGCAGCACUCAUGAUAUGUGUAAUAUUGUGCAUAAGUCUUUGUUAAUGCAGCAGUUAAUAAUUAUCAAUUAAAAUCUCGUCUGUACAUGCUUCUCACGUAAUUAAGCUGGAAUUGACUCUGUUCAGUGCAGUGGGAUAUAAUGCUUUUGCUUCCCUCUACACAGCAUGAUGGACUUAGCAAAGCCUAAACAGGUUUCUUGUGGAGAUAAAAUUUUGUGGCAAGAAAAUGAGAGGUGGCAAUUGUCAGAAACUAUUGUCAGUGUGUGGAAGAAAAUGCCGAUAUAAAACUUUAAUUUAUAUAUUAAGUAACAAAUGCUUUAAAAAUAGUGAUGGCUACUUGUAGGAUGCUAUUAACACAUUGGCAUCUCACUUUGAAUCUGUACAGUAAAAGAUUAUAUAUUAUCCCCAUAUCUUGUAUGUAUUGAAAAGCAAUAAAUAAAAUUCUUAUUCUAUGAGUUAUUGAAACAGUUGAAAAUAUUGUAAUCCAAUGAUGAACAUGGAAAUAAAAGAUAAGCACCAAUGUAAAAUUAGAUAAUUUCUGAGAUUCACUGUCAAUAAUUGAAUUGUGCAAUCUCUAAUAAAAUGCCAUUUUUGGCACUGUGCUUUUUUUUUACAUUUUGAAAUGCAUAUAUUAAACAAUUAUACAUAAUUUAUAGUUUUUCAGCGAAACUAAAAAAAUAUUAAGUGCAAAUUAAAGAUAAUUAUUGGAAAGAAAAGCAGUAGUGCAUGAGCAUAAUUUUACAAUAUACAUUCUGUGUAAUUGUCUUGUUUAAGUAGAGACAGUGCUGUGAACCCUGUUGAUAUUUUUGUUAAGAGCAUCAGUACUUUAUCAUAUUGUAAAUGCUUCAUUCCUGGUUUACCUUUAUGCAUAUCAGUCUUCAGAUCAUCUUAUCUAAGCCAGUAGUUAUCUAUUGUGCAAGUAGCUUUUUAAUGUAUUGAACUUCAUGUACAAAGUCUUGAUGUAUUGAUCUUUAUUUCCUGGAAUAUAAUGAAACUACAUGUAUGGCUACUGAUGAUGUAUUCCUUAUAUUCUUACACAAAGUGUUCAUUGAGUAAAAUUUGGUAUUCGGCAACCAUUCGGAUUUAUUAAAAUUCAUUUAUAGUUUUCAUCACAGAUUUCAAUAUGAUGGUAUUAUAAACUUUUCUUUUAGGAUUCAAUUGUUAGACAAUACAACAAUUUAAGUUUCCUUAAGUUGUGAAUUAAAUGUUAAAUUUUAAAUCGAAUUUAUUUCCCUCACUCACUCUGAAUGCUCUUAGAAGAGGAGUGUGAUUUCAACUUCACAGUCAUGAACAAAGUCAUUAAGGCAGUAUUCACAAUUUAAGGGGCCAUUCAGAAUGAGGGGCGCAGUAAUUAAAUCUCGGCUCCAUUCGACCAGACGCGUGAGGAGGCGUGGUGAGGUGGAGAGACCAUUACAGGAUUAAGUGGUCUUCCUUUCAUGUAGGUCCACUAUAUUUAGGCUGUGGACCAGUUAGCACUCGGAUCUUCUCAUUCUGAAUGGCCCCUAAGAAAGGUGUAAUAAUUCUCAUUUACUUUUAUGUACAUAUGUCUGAUUUUGUAGUCGUUGAAUAGAAAUGGAUCUGCCAACACUAAUAUUUUAGAGGUAACAAAAUAAAAUUCAUAAUGCAGAAA